AUGGCUACAGACCAUCUCUACAAGAUUGCUCAAGAUCCUCGUCUUUUCCUGUUAUUAUUCAAGUUGUAUCAAUCUGGUUUAGUGUCCCCAAAGCGGGAAGAAAUCAAACAAGAAACUACUGAAUUGUUAAUCGAGGAAGAUGGAAAGCAACAACAACUGGAAGAGAACAGUACAAAUGAAGAAGCUGAAUUGAAACGUGAAGAAGAACAAAUCAUAGAAUCGGUCACAAAUGAAAAGCAAGAAGUUUCAAGUCAAAUAAUCAAUUCCACCGAUAGCCAGUAUAAAACUCUCCUUGAUCAUUUGAUCUCCCAUCUUGGUGGAAGAACUGCAUUGCCAGAUGAAGAGUAUUGUAAACUUUUUGAAGGAGGAGAGAAUGGAGUUUUCUUCCAAGGGUUGAAGGAAAGCUUUUCAUUGAAAGAAUUGAUUCAAUUUUUACAUGAAUGUGUAAUUCCUCAUCAUUCAUUCUCUUUGAUCAAGAAAUUUCCAAUGAGUGUUUCUGCUAAAGAAUUACUGCAGUUGACCGGAAGAGAAAAUGACAUUGAUGCAGUUCAGAAAGUAACAGGGCUUGCAAUCUCUUCAAUAAUGAAUCUCAAAUGGAUGAAGAACUAUUCUCAUUUGUUUCAUUCAUUCGAUAGUAUGAGAUUAGUUUUAGAUUUGAAACACAACACAUAUGUUUCAAAUAAUUACAAUUCAGUCACCAAAAUGUGCAUCGUGUAUCCAUGUUAUAAUGUUACAGAGGCCUUUUCUUAUAUUAUCCAAAACUGGCCAAAUCUUGAAGAAAUUGAAUGCGAAUGUUACAACCUGGUUAUUGGAAAAUUGGAGAAUUUGAAACAAAUCAUUGAAAUUACAAUUAGAGACCAAGUACAUACUUCAGUGGUUCAAAAUCUCCUCACUUCCUUCCCUAAAAUUCUUAAACUGAAUGUUAAUUUAAGAUUCUGGUUGGAGUAUCACAACAAAAUUAAUAACAAGACUUUGGGAGUUUUGAUUCCAACUGGCCAAUCAAACUUAUUCAAAUUACUAUUCAAGAAGCACAGAGUUGGAUCCUAUCCAUUCUAUACCAUUGAAGAUCCACUUGUUUCCUUGGAAGAUUUCAGAAAGGUAUAUUGUGAAGAAUUGGGAUUAAUCGGUCUCAUUUCUAACCUUCAUCAAGAAGCUCAAGAUCUGAGAAUAAUUGCCAAUGAAUUGUUAUGUGAUGAAGACAUUUCUAAGGUAAAGUACGUCGUAAGAAAAGUUGAUAGACUUGUAGAUAGAAUUGAUGAAGAAGAAUCAAUGGAAUUUAUUUGUGCUUUUGAAGAAUGUCUUCUUGAUUUUAACAACAUCAAGCAACAAGUUCUCAAAACUCUGUAA
Naegleria gruberi is the source of this 1347-nucleotide messenger RNA. RefSeq lists its product as uncharacterized. NCBI's taxonomy places the organism in Eukaryota, Heterolobosea, Eutetramitea, Acrasida, Naegleriidae. The record is from RefSeq and is a predicted model, not a curated record. Bases 1 to 1347 code for a protein of 448 amino acids. The transcript has a single exon.